GUAAUGACAAUACCCUCAUCAAUGUUAACAUCAACAUCAACAUCACUAAAUAAAAAUAUCACAAAUUUGUCUUUGGGCUCUUUUCAAAGCAAUAAUGUAAUAUUGAGAGAUUUAUGCUAUGUACUCCUACAAAAUCUGAAGGAUCCAAUAUUGGAGGAUCACUUGCUUUGUAUAACUGUAUUUAAUGGUUUGACUUUUAGGUGGAUUGAAAGCGAAGAACAAGCAUCUAACCCUGAAUAUGGUGUGGCAGUUGCAUUGGAUGGUUGGUCGAAUGUUGUCAAUGAAAAAAUACUUGGUGUAAUAUUAAUUACAAAUGAGUCAGUAUACCAAGAAUCUGAAUAUUCGGAAUCAAUCCAAACAGUAUCAGACUGUAGCACACUAUUUGAAAGCUCGGGAGAAAAUUCAGACACAACAGAAAGUUAUAAUGAUACAGUAUCAGAAAAAUCAGUAAUGAGCACAUCAUCAAAAUUACCAAAUAUAAAGACUGAGGUAUCAUCAACUGGAGCUCAGUAUGUGAUUUGUGAUCUAGAUGAGGCCACUGAAUUCAAAGUGGAAGGAAGAGAGUUCAAGAAAGGAUUUAAAGGGGGAUGGCACUGUCAAGAUCCAAAAAUUUCACUUCAUGUAAAAGACAGACAAGACAAACUAUUCAUACCAGUAAAAUUACUAUAUGAAGGAAAAGGGAAAGGAAAGGAAGAGUUCAAUGAUGACAAGGAUGGGUUUAAUGAAGACGAAAUUAAGAAACUUCUUGCCGAGAAAGCCAGUGACUUGUUCACUGAGGAACAAGAGCAAAUAACAAGCUAUCAAAAACAUCACAUGCUGGAAAUCCAGAAGAAAUUGUUAGAACUAACCCAAGCACAUGACAGAAGAGAAAGAGAGCUAGCUAAACAAAAAAGCAAAGGUAUAUUUGACACAGUAGCAGAAUACUUGGAAAAGAACCAGACUGGAUCAGACAAAUAUGUAUUAGAAAUUAAUUUAGACAACAAUGAUGAUGAAGAAGAACCAUCAUCGGAGAAAAAUUUGCAAAAACUGGUGAAAGCCUUCAGAGCAGCAGAACUAGGGGGAAAAGAGACUAAGUGGUCAGAAUUUCCAAAAUUUGGAGGUGGGGAAGAUGAUCCAUAUGAAUGGCUUGACCAAUAUGAAGCUGCUUGUGAAGUGAAUGGUACCAAUUUUUAUCCAAAUUUUGUGGUCCAGAAAGGCAACAAAGAACUUCGGAAUUGUAAGCAAAGGCCAGGGGAAACAGUCAGUGAAUACUACAACAAACUACAGUAUUUGUGCAAUACCAUUACUAAAACUAUAACUACUAAUGAAGAAAUAGAAGCUUAUUUUAGGACCUGUGAAAGAAUGAUACAAGAAGAAAGAGCUGCAAUUGAUAGAUGA
This is a messenger RNA of Entrophospora candida, 1377 nucleotides long. The record is from the annotation of a GenBank genome assembly. NCBI's taxonomy places the organism in Eukaryota, Fungi, Glomeromycota, Glomeromycetes, Entrophosporales, Entrophosporaceae.